Messenger RNA from Centruroides sculpturatus (bark scorpion), 579 nucleotides. RefSeq lists its product as uncharacterized. Bases 1 to 579 code for a protein of 192 amino acids. NCBI's taxonomy places the organism in Eukaryota, Metazoa, Arthropoda, Arachnida, Scorpiones, Buthidae. The record is from RefSeq and is a predicted model, not a curated record. The transcript is spliced from 2 exons.
AUGGUCACCAUCACACCACACACAAAUAUUCAGGUUGGUCUUUCACACCAAGGUGUCACUGCUGUUAGACGAAUUUUGAUUCGUCGAGAUGGCAAGUUGAUACCAACAAAACAUCUUAUAUUAACUUUCAACAAACCAACAUUGCCAUCUUCUGUUGUGGUAGGAUAUCUCUGUUGCCCAGUUCACCAUACAUUCCAAACCUUCUGCGUUGCUUUAAAUAUCAGCAGUUUGGACACUCGCAAACAUCAUGCAGAGGAAAAAAAAGCAUGCGCACAGUGUGGAAUUGAAGAUCACGAGAGUACUGAAUGUAAAAGUACUCCAUGCUGUGUGAACAGCAAAGAUGACCAUCCUGCCUACUCUCAGAAAUGCCCUGCAUGGCAGAGAGAAAAAGAAAUUCAGCGGGUGAUUACAGUGAAUAUUAUACCUUACCUGGAGGCAUAUCAUAUGGUCACUCCAAAUGCACCAGUGCAACAGAAGACCUUUGCUGCUGUUUUGAAGUCCACAAAGACAUGUGGAGUUCAGAAAGACAUUUCUGUUUCACCAAAUGAAUCUCUCACAUUCCAUGCUAAAUGUUACUAA